CUCAAGAUGAAGGACCCGCUCAGUGGCUGCACUUACAACUCGCUGUACCAGGACCUGAAGAGGUUUUCCAAGAAUGGAGAAUAUUUCUGCAAAGAGCUGAUGACAGUCUUUCAGCAAAGGUCUGAGUUGGAGAUUAACUAUGCAAAAGGAAUGCAGAAGCUCGCUGGCAAACUCAUCAAAGCCUCUAAAGAGAUGGCCAGCAAUAGCACAACAUACCAUGCGUGGUCUCAAGUCUCUAAUGAGAUGUUCUCCAUUGCAGACAUACACAGAACUCUGGGGAAUGCUCUUCAGCAAGACGCUAUUCUGGAGAUUCGCCAGACUCUUGAUGAGCACACCAAAAGGAAGAGGCCACUUGACGGUGCCAUAGAGAAAACUGGGAAACUUGUCAUCACAAACUGGAAUGAACAGCUAAAAGUGAAAAAGAAACUGACGGCUCUAACGCGGGAGCAUGAGGCCCUGUUCAGCUUUGUGGAGAACAAUAAACAGAUCUGCACAGAGAAGGAAAAACAAAAGAUGCUGAACAGACUGACAAAAUCAGCAGAGCUGCAGACCAAGGUUGAUGAGGAGUACUUUAAAAUCAACAUGGAGGGCCACCAGAUGCGCCUGAAAUGGGAGAACACACUUAAAAACUGCUACCAGAUAAUUCAGGAGCUUGAGAAACAACGGAUAGAAAUUCUCAGCAACAUCUUAAACAAGUAUGGCCUCUACAUGUCCAGCUUUGGACAGACUCUCCUGCAUUGUCAAAAGCAAAUCGAGCAAGCUGUCAGGACCGUGGACAUGGACAAGGACCUGCAGAGUUUGGUGGACCAAACAAGCGUUACUGCAGAGGACAACAAGGCCGAGUUUUUAAUGGCUGACUAUUUUGAGGAGGAUAGCAAGACUGUGAUGGGACGAGAGAGGCGUAAAGAUGCAAUAAAAAACAAACUGCAACGACUAGAGGACUACAUUGCAAAGACAAAGAAAGACCAUGAAGGUCUGGAGAAAAUGCUGAAGACAUACAAUGAGAACCCAUCAUUCUCAAACAAGAAAAACCUGGAAGAAACACAGCAGCUGCUCGAUGAAAUCACAUUGAAACUGGACCUUUUAGUAGCGACACACUGCAAGCUGUCUGCAACAGUGGCUGAAAUAGAGGGGAAACCCAAAUCACUGCACAAAUUCAGCGAUAGCAUCACUAAAUGGAAGGAUAAGGACUGUGAGCACAGCAUCGUGCAGCUGUCACGUCCUGUGAGGAUCAGAACCACAUCAAUUCAUUCGCGACAGUCUCUGAGAAGAUCCAUCAUUUAUAAGGGUCCAGCCAAAAGCUUGCCACCACAGGAGACCCAGUCUGCCCCUGACCAGGCCGAGGCAGAAUCCAACACACCAACCCAGGAGAGUGGACUUCAGCCCAGCACAGAACUCAAUGGAGACAAUAAGUCAGAUGAGGAGAAUAUGGAAGGAGAAGCUCAGAGUCUGGGUCAAUGCAGGGCUCUCUACGACUUCACCUCAGAUAGAGAAGAUGAGCUGAGCAUCAAGGAAGGGGAUCUCCUUGACAUUUUUGAGAGGGAUGACAACGGCUGGUGGUAUGGGGCACUAAACGGACAGAGAGGUCAUUUCCCAGCAACUUAUGUGGAGGAGCUUCCUGUGUUAAAUGAUGCCAAGUCUUCUGAAGCAUAG
Sardina pilchardus (European sardine) is the source of this 1653-nucleotide messenger RNA. It is a transcript of the gene nostrin, whose product is annotated as nitric oxide synthase trafficking. Gene Ontology annotation, cellular component: plasma membrane; cytoplasm. Bases 7 to 1653 code for a protein of 548 amino acids. Gene Ontology annotation, molecular function: protein binding. Gene Ontology annotation, biological process: signal transduction. The record is from RefSeq and is a predicted model, not a curated record. The transcript has 16 exons. Lineage: Eukaryota; Metazoa; Chordata; Actinopteri; Clupeiformes; Clupeidae.